Aplosporella prunicola CBS 121167 is the source of this 2304-nucleotide messenger RNA. RefSeq lists its product as uncharacterized. Gene Ontology annotation, biological process: endocytic recycling; Golgi to vacuole transport; retrograde transport, endosome to Golgi. NCBI's taxonomy places the organism in Eukaryota, Fungi, Ascomycota, Dothideomycetes, Botryosphaeriales, Aplosporellaceae. The coding region runs from base 27 to 2054 and encodes 675 amino acids. The record is from RefSeq and is a predicted model, not a curated record. Gene Ontology annotation, cellular component: GARP complex. Gene Ontology annotation, molecular function: syntaxin binding. The transcript has 4 exons.
UCCCCCCCGACGCGCGACAAACAACAAUGUGGCUCGAUCGCUUCCACCAAUCUACCCCGCCGCCCCAAAAUGCCCGCUCUUACUCGCCUGCGCCCACCAGACGCCCCUACCUGACUCCCUCCUCCGGCCCAGCUCUGCCGCCCCGCCCCGGCUUCCCUCCCCGCUCCUCGUCCAUAACCCUGCUCUCGUCGCCCGCCUCAUCCUCGUCCAGUCUGCCGCCUCAAGCCCGCCUCCCCAAUGCCUCAGCCCUGCGCUUCCAGGUCAGCGGCUCGCCGCCCCCUGACGUGCCCGAUCCAAACAAGGUCCUGGAGCUUCUCUUCGACGGCCCUCCUAAACGAAACGCCCCGGAGGAGUCGGCGGAGAAGCCGGCGGAGAUAGUGACGGACAUUGAUUUCGGAAAUCUGAGCCUCGAGGCAUUUGCCGAGGCAGGCAGGGAGCAGCAGUCGUGGCAGCCUUCCCAUGUACAUACAUAUAGCACCGAGUCAGUCGAAGAAUAUGACCGGGCAAAGGACAAGUUUGAGGAUUUGCAUCGCUCUGUGACGGCCUGCGAUGAAGUGCUCAAGUCUGUCGAAACCUAUCUCACCGGUUUCCAAGCCGAUCUUGGCGCUGUAUCUGCCGAGAUAGAGACCCUGCAGACCAGGUCUACGCAGUUGACGACCAGGCUUGAAAAUCGCAAGGUGGUUGAAAAGCUCCUUGGCCCUGCGGUAGAGGAAGCCAGUAUAUCGCCUGCGGUGGUCAGAAAGAUAGCCGACGGCGCCAUCGAUGAGGGUUUCUGCAAGGCCUUGCAAGAGCUCGAAAAACGCUCAAAGACUAUGAAUGCCAGGUUAACUGACGACAAGAACGUCAAAGCAGUCAACGAUCUCAAACCGCUGCUCGAAGACCUAACGAAGAAGGCUGUUGAACGUGUUAGAGACUACAUUGUUGCACAGAUAAAAGCGCUUCGAUCGCCAAGCAUCAAUGCACAAAUCAUACAGCAACAGGGAUUCCUCAAAUUCAAGGAACUCUAUGCCUUCCUCGCCAGGCACCAAGAGAAACUGGCCAAUGAACUCUGCCAAGCGUACAUCAACACCAUGCGCUGGUACUACCUGAAUCACUUUACGCGCUACAACCAGGCCCUGAACAAUCUCAAGCUACACGUAAUAGACCAACACGACACCAUUGGAAACGAAAAUGCUGCCAAACGUGGCGGUGCUCUUCUCGGCAAUCCUAAAAUGCCAACAGCGCCCCACGACGCAUUUUCCAUAGGCCGGCGCCUUGACCUCCUCAAAGGCCAGCACCAAAACGCACUCACCUCGCACGUCGUCGAGGAAAACAAAUCUACGCACUACCUCGAAGUGGCUUUCCACACCUUCAACCUCGCCCUAAUCGACAACGCCUCCUUCGAAUACACGUUCCUGACAUCCUACUUCUCGCCUGCGCAAUCCUACCACGCCCUCUCGCGCAUAUUCUCGCAAAUCUGGGAGCCGACCUUCGCACUAGGCCAGCAACUGACCAAAUCGCUGACGGACACGUCCAUGGACGCGCUGGGAGUGCUACUCUGCGUGCGCCUGAACCAGCACUUUGCGUUCGAGCUGCAGCGGCGCAAAGUGCCGGCCGUCGAGGGCUACGUCAACGCGACCAACAUGCUGCUAUGGCCGCGCUUCCAGCUGGUCAUGGACGCGCACUGCAAGUCGGUGCAAGCACUGACGAGCAGCCUACCCGGCCGGCCCGCCGCCUCGUCACUGCUCACGUCUGCGGCGCCUGCGGACCAGAGCACCGCCCCUGUCGCGCUGACGCAGCGGUUUGCGAACUUUUUGCAUGGCGUGUUGAAGCUGAGCGCGGAGGCCGCGGAUGACGAACCCGUCUCGAAUAGCUUGGCGCGCCUACGGAGCGAGUAUGAGGCCUAUUUGGCGAAGCGGUGUAAGAGUAUUGCGGACCAGAGGAAGAGGGAGAGGUUCUUGUUUAAUAAUUUGAGCUUGGUGGGGACGAUUUUGGAGGGCGCGGAGGGGAGGUUGGCCGAGGAUAUGAUGACGCAUUUUAGAGAGGCGAGGGAUAGGCAUGCCGAUGAUUCGUGAUGGUGUGGGGGUAAUGAGUUGGUGUUGUGGUGUUUGGGUCUAGUAAUUAUUUUUUGUGAUGGUUCUGCUAGCAGCGUUAUUAAACCUUCGGGCUUGGAGAUGGAGUCAACGUCUUUUUUGAGUUCAGGUUCAUUUUGCAUCCUAAUUCAUUGCUUUCGCCGUGGUAAGGUCCUUAGUCCUUGCUACACUGCGUUAGUUGUUUUUAUUCAACCCUACAAAUAAUGUCCGUCACCGUAAAGCGAGAAUCAAC